AUGAAGGUCCUUUUUUUCCUCGGGCUCGCUGCCCUUGUUGCUGCAACGCCAGCACACAUCCAGAAGCGAGGUGUAUACAAGGUUGAGCGUAUACCAAACCCCAACUACACUGGCACAAAUGGUCCUCGAGCGCUCCUGAAGACACUCCGCAAGUAUCGAAUGCCAGUUCCCGCUGGUCUGAUGGAAUCUGUUGAGGCCCAUGAGAUGAUCACCAAGCGCAAGGAUGGCAAGGGCAAAGGUCAGAAGGCGGCGGCCGGAAACGGAACAAAUGCUGCUGCCGCCAGGAACGGAACAAAUGCCGCUGCUGCUGCUGGUACUGGACUCGUCACUGCUACACCCGAGACAAACGACGUGGAGUAUCUGUCUCCCGUGAAUAUUGGUGGCCAGACUCUCAACCUUGAUUUCGACUCUGGUUCUUCUGAUUUAUGGGUUUUCAGCAACCAGUUGAGUACCGCUGCCACAACAGGCCACACUGUCUUCGACGCGACAAAAUCCAACACCUUUGCUCUUAUGCAGGGCGCUACUUUCCAAAUCAGCUAUGGUGAUGGAUCCGGAGCCGCUGGCAAUGUCGGCACUGAUACUGUUGAUAUUGGUGGUGCCACUGUCACUCAACAAGCUGUGGAGCUUGCUACCGCUGUCUCCAAGUCUUUCGUCCAGGACACCAACAACAACGGUCUUCUCGGUCUUGCUUUUUCGAAACUCAACACUGUGAAGCCUGCACAGCAGAAGACAUUCUUCGACAACGUCAUGCCCUCGCUCGCUGAGCCUCUCUUCACUGCUGAUCUCCGCGCUAACGCUGUUGGUGCUUAUGAAUUUGGCCGGGUUGACAACACCAAGUUCACUGGUCAGAUGACCUGGGUUCCCAUCAACACCACUCAAGGUUUCUGGCAGUUCAGCAGCGAGAGCUUUGCUGUCAAUGGCGGCCAGGCCCAACAGGGCACCUCUGGCGGCCAGGCUAUCGCUGAUACCGGUACAACCCUCAUCCUGGCUGACCCCACUGCCGUCAGUGCCUAUUACUCUCAAGUAUCAGGCGCAGUCAACGAUGCCCAAGCCGGUGGUUUCGUCUUCCCUUGUAACACUCAGAUGCCUGACCUGCAACUCGAUGUUGGCGGCACCAUGGCCACGGUUAAGGGUUCAGACAUCAACUUUGCCCAGGUUGACAACACUAACUGUUUCGGUGGUGUCCAGGCAUCUCCUGCCAACCUCUUCAUUUAUGGUGACAUUUUUUUCAAGAGCAACUUUGUCGCUUUCAACGGCGGCAACAAUUCUUUAGGCUUUGCCACACACGUUGUCGCCUAG
Truncatella angustata is the source of this 1299-nucleotide messenger RNA. RefSeq names its product aspartic peptidase domain-containing protein. NCBI's taxonomy places the organism in Eukaryota, Fungi, Ascomycota, Sordariomycetes, Amphisphaeriales, Sporocadaceae. The transcript has 2 exons. Gene Ontology annotation, biological process: proteolysis. Gene Ontology annotation, molecular function: aspartic-type endopeptidase activity. Bases 1 to 1299 code for a protein of 432 amino acids. The record is from RefSeq and is a predicted model, not a curated record.